This is a messenger RNA of Atta colombica, 2779 nucleotides long. It is a transcript of the gene nito, whose product is annotated as putative RNA-binding protein 15. NCBI's taxonomy places the organism in Eukaryota, Metazoa, Arthropoda, Insecta, Hymenoptera, Formicidae. Gene Ontology annotation, biological process: regulation of alternative mRNA splicing, via spliceosome. The coding region runs from base 298 to 2616 and encodes 772 amino acids. The transcript has 2 exons. Gene Ontology annotation, cellular component: nucleus. The record is from RefSeq and is a predicted model, not a curated record. Gene Ontology annotation, molecular function: mRNA binding.
CGGCGAUGGUGGCGCCAGUGACGGCGACGACGACGACGACGGUGACGGUAACAAUAGGCGCGAUUGGGCGCCAUUUUGUUCGCUCUUUGCAUCGCAAACAGGCGAGGUACAGCGUGCAGCGGAGAGAUAGUCGUCCUCCGAGGAAAAAAAGCAGUUUUCUAGCAAAGCCUUGGACGGAUUUCGUUCUCGCUCGUCUUUCCUCCUCCUUCUUCUCCUUCUUUCACAUUCCUGUCCCGCGUGUCAUAUUCUUUUCUCUUGUUCCACGUCGAGCUGCGGUGCAAGCAGCAAGCAGCGUUGAUGAUUGGGAUUCCGCGGGACGAUCGGCACAAAAUCACAGUCAAGAUCCGCAACAACAUGAAGAGGAGCUCAAGUCGUGAUACCCCGCCUCCUCGUGUUAAGCGGAGCCGCUCUUCCAUGGGACGAUACGAUGAUUCCAGCGACGAACGGAUCAGUCCGGAAAGGAUUCGACGACGAAGCCGAGGAGCCAGAAGUCCCAGUCCGCCCACGCGAGCAUCGUCUCACGCUCGCUACGUUGAAUCCAGUUCCCAUCGCGACGAGUAUUUACGCGCGUCGCGCGACGUGCCGCGGGAGCGACCCUACAGCUACAAGGUGCUCUGCGUCAGCGCCAUCCAUCCAAAGGCCAGUGACGAGGUGAUCAAGGAUACUCUGUACAGGGAAUACAAGAAAUUUGGGGAGUUCUCCAUCCAGAUCUCGCACGAACCAGACGAACGUGUCGCCUAUGUGUGUUUCCGUAGCUCGGAGGACGCCCGAGACGCUAAACAUGCGAAACCGCGUAUCAUCAUGUAUGACAAACUGGCCCUGGUAGAGCCGGUAUACGAUAGACCAGAAACCUAUCGCCGUCCGCGAUCUAUCACGCCGCCGGAUUACGAGAGGUACUACGCUCGGUCUCCGGGACCUACAGAUCGGCACAGACCUAUCGAGAGAUACGAGCGUGUAUACGGACCACCGGUGGGUCUACCUCCUCAUCGGGAAAUGCGCCGCGAAACCAUUCCGCCGCCGCAUCAUGAAUUCGUCCGACCACCCAUACACCCCCAUGGACCGCCACACGUUCACCCAGGACCGCCCCAUCACUAUGGACCGCCGCGACAUAUGAUGAUGCGUCACCCAGUACAUGGAUUCGAGCGAGUGGAAAAUAAGAAAGAUAAGUUUCCCAAUUAUUUGCAUCACGUGUCACCGGAGGAUGAUCCUUUAGCUACUAGAACUCUGUUCGCCGGUAAUCUGGAGAUUAAUAUCACGGAAGAGGAGUUGCGUCGUAUUUUCAGCAAGUAUGGCAUUGUCGACGAUAUCGAUAUAAAGCGUCCACCUCCCGGUACUGGUAAUGCAUAUGCUUUCGUGCGCUUCCAAACCUUAGACAUGGCUCAUCGAUGUAAGGUAGAAUUAUCGGGUCAAUACAUCGGUAAGUUUCAAUGUAAAAUCGGCUAUGGUAAAGCAACGCCAACAACUCGGAUAUGGGUGGGUGGCCUUGGACCAUGGACUUCCGUACCACAACUUGAACGCGAAUUUGAUCGAUUUGGUGCGAUAAAAAAGAUCGACUACAUCAAGGGCGACAGUAACGCCUACAUUCUUUAUGAUUCAAUCGACGCGGCUCAGGCUGCAGUUAAGGAAAUGCGUGGUUUCCCUCUAGGUGGGCCGGAGCGCAGAUUGAGAGUAGAUUUUGCUGACGUGACACCGGGCUUUGGUUUCAAGCCCAGAUCGUAUCCUGAGGAUAACAAUGACUUCAGACCACGUCCAGUUGACUACGAAUCUCCGUAUGAUCCUUAUGGACCUGACGGUGAGUUCAGUUACGGACCGAGGGGCUUCCGAGGUGGUAGAGGUAAUGCGCCAUGGCAUGAUAGAAGAGGAAGCACUCGAGGUGGUUACAGAGGCUCAUAUCCUGAUGGUUAUAUACGCGAUGAAGCUGACUGGUCCAGUAGAAGACCUCCGCCUGAAUUGGAAUACGAGGCACCACGUGGUCUGAGAAGAUCGCUUUCGCGCGAACCAGGAGUCGACAGAUCAAGAUCACGUUCACCACGUAGACGACAAAUGGACUCUGAUUCAGAUUCGGAGAAUGCUCGCACUGGCAUGCUGUCAACGUCUCGUACGUUACCAGACGUUGCGCGCAAGUCAAUCGCAGUUUGGCAAGGUGCGUUGAUACUAAAGAACUCAUUGUUUCCAGCCAAAUUCCAUCUGACUGAUGGCGAGACGGAAAUAAUCGAUUCUCUAAUGAAAGAUGAGGAGGGUAAACACAUGUUGCGCAUCACACAGCGAUUGCGUCUUGAUCAACCUAAGUUAGAUGAUGUGUCUAAACGAAUUCAAACGUCGAGUUCGCAUGCUAUCUUCCUUGGUUUGGCUGGCUCAAGUACCGCGAUUACGAAUGACGACGCUAAUGUUCAAACGCGACCGCUGCGCAAUCUCGUCUCUUAUCUGAAGCAGAAAGAAGCUGCCGGUGUGAUAUCAUUGCUGAACAAGGACACGGAAGGCACCGGUGUGCUCUACGCCUUUCCACCCUGUGCAUUCUCGACGGAACUUUUGAAACGCACAUGUCCUAGUUUAAGCGAAGAAAGUCUUAAGGAAGACCACUUGGUAAUUGUAGUGGUCAAGGGGGGUAGCGCCUAAUAUCGUCUUUUGUGUCCGUAUUUUCUACAUCGUAAGUGCAAAGAUUCUUUAACAUGCAAUUCCUAAGAGCUUUUCUACUCUGAUCAUUUAACAAGGAAAUGUUUGUCUCAAAAUGGAUUGAAUGGGAAAUACGUUGUUUAUUGAAAAAAAAAAAAAAUCUAUA